AUGUGCGCGCACUACUGCUACCGGGGCUGGAUAUACCCCUGCCUGCUGCGCCCGCACCCGGGCGCGUCCAGCAACUUCUCGCUCGUCCCCGCACUCGGCGGCUCGCUGGUCACGGUCACGCACGGCUACCUGAACGCCGCGUGGUUCGCCGAGCACGGCAAGCACCUGCGAAGCAGGAGCUGGCUCCGGGACCCCCGCUUCGUCGCAGGCGCGCUGCUCUACCUGAGCGGCUUCGCGUGCCUGGUGUACCACGACCACCUCAUGGUGCACCUGCGGGACGGCCCCGGGCCCAGGUACCGCAUCCCCCGCGGCGGCCUCUUCGAGUACGCGACCCAGGCGGUCUAUUUCUGCGAGCUGUGGACCUGGCUCGGUUUCUUCCUCCUGAGCUGGGGGCCGAACGGCGCGUUCAUCUUCCUCGUGUCCCUCUCCAACCUCGUCCCGCGGGCGAGGGCCACGCACGCGUGGUACCUGGAGAGGUUCGGCGACGAGUACGCGGCCCUGGGCCGCAGCUACCUGGUGCCCAUGCUGUGGUGA
Messenger RNA from Prorocentrum cordatum, 534 nucleotides. The record is from the annotation of a GenBank genome assembly. Lineage: Eukaryota; Dinophyceae; Prorocentrales; Prorocentraceae.